CCUGUGCCUGUUUCCUCCCGAGGAAGCAGGCAGCGCUGACUGCCAUUCACGUUCAGAUAACCGUGGCGCAAGUUUUCCUCGGAAGGAAGCUCCACCGAGUUCAAGAAUGAGGUUUACUCCUAAGAAAAGGCAGGAAGUAUAAGCAAGGAGCUGUGCAGAUCUAAGGAGAAACUCUGCACCUGCUUUAAAUGCAGUUUUCAUUCUCAGAGAAGCAGCAAAGACCUGCCUCUGACCAAGCCUUUCUGAUGAGAAUGUUUUCACUUAGCCAAACAAAUCCUGCCGUCUUUCUUUGCUGAAACUUAACCUCCAUAAGAAUGCAGUGACUUAAAAAAGCAGAAAAAAUGUCGCAAAAGCAAAAAGAAGAAUUUAUAAGUAAUUUGAAUGGAACUACCUUGCUGGAGAUCUCCAUUGGCUUACCCCUAGCGUCAUUAUGCCUCCUUUCCAGAGGACUUCUGUUGAUCAUGUAUUUUCUCUGCUAUGGAAGACCACUACAGUCAAUGGUUGGCCAUUUUCUUCUAGACUUCACCAUCUUAGUUGUCCCGCCAGUGCUCUCAUGUACAAUUUUGGCUCCUGUCCUACCUUGGGUAAUGCUCUCCAUCACCGUAUUCUGUGUCAGCUUGGUUUUGAUCAUAUACAGUCGGAGGACCAAUUAUGUGAGAGUGCCACUUAAGCAAAUCAUAAGCGAUUUCUUAAGGACAAGCUUGGAACCAGAGUACAUUCCUUCGAUAACGGUGUUCCGAGUCUUUGUCAAUGUCUUGACAUCCAUCAGCAUUCUGGCUGUAGAUUUUCCACAGUACCCUCGGCGGUAUGCCAAAACGGAGACCUAUGGAACAGGGGUAAUGGAUUUUGGAGUGGGAUCAUUUGUUUUUGGGAAUGCUGUGGUUUGUCCAGAAGUCCGGCUGAAGCCUGGCAUGGCACAGCACAAAGUCUCUUACCUUGCCAGGCAGUUCUUUGCUGUGUGGCCUUUGCUGCUUCUUGGCUUUGGGCGGGUGAUGAGCAUCAAGGCCAUUGACUAUUACGAACAUGUCUCGGAAUACGGUGUGCACUGGAACUUUUUCUUCACUUUAGCCGUUGUACGGAUGGCUGCGUCAUUGCUUUUGGCUGUCUUCCCCGUGCACAGAGCAUGGUUAAUUGCAGCAACACUUGCUAUAGUCUAUGAAGGCUUCCUCAGCUUCACGCCUUUGAAGAUGUUCAUCUUGCAUGGAAGCGAUGGCCAAGAUUCAAGGGACGGGUUUUUCAAUGCCAACAGAGAGGGCAUAUUUUCUGUCAUCGGCUACCUAGCUGUUUACAUGGCUAGUGUGCAAGUAGGCUUAUAUUUGUUAAAGAAGAGGAGCUUGGUGAGAGAUUGGCUUGGCGUGAUCGGCUCUUUCCUGAUUGCAGUUUUCUUCCUCUUUAUCUGUCUUCAUGUAACGCAAACUCACAUAGACACCGUAUCCCGACGGAUGGCAAACCUCUCCUUUUGCAUUUGGGUCAUCGCUCACGGCCUGUUACUCUUUAGUUGCUUUUUGAUGGCUGAUCUUGUGCUGGUGUUUGGAAAGUUUCUGGUGGCUGGGGCUAGCAUUCCUUGCAGCUGGAAUUUCAUGAAGCCGGCGGCGGCAAGUAAAAAACACGACCCGGAGCCCCAGGAUAGGAAAAUGGUGCCUCGGAGUGUGUGCAUGAUCAGCGCUGUGAAUAAGAAUCAGCUCCUGUAUUUCUUACUAGCGAAUGUCUUGACUGGCUUCGUGAAUAUGGUGGUCGACACGAUUCACAGCAAUGCAUUUUGGGCUAUGUUUGUCCUGCAUCUAUAUAUGUUUACAAACUGUUUGGUUAUGUAUCUGUUGCAAGCAAGAAAUAUAAUCUUAAAGUGGUGGUAAUUUUAUAUAUACUGUCUAUAUAAAGUUGUAACCGAAAAGAAAAGGUUUUGCCUGCUGGGAUUGCAUUGGUUUUUAUAAGACUUCUCCAUGCAUGCUGGUAUACUGGAUUAUCUAAAGGAAGGAAUGUGGACUAUAGUUGUUUAAAACUCAUGGUCACUUUCGUCUGAUGAACUGUAAUACAUUUCCAUAUGACUGUAGCAUCGGGACCAAAGCUCAAGCUGGAGCCAGAGCCAAUGGAAGGCAGAGCCACCUCAUUCUUGUUUUGUCUUCCUCCUCCAACCUUCUGUGUUCUAUAAAGGGCAACAAUGAGACUAAGGAGGGGCAGGAAGCUUACAGCCAGGGCCAUCCCCUGGGCUAGUUGUAAGAAGGAAGGCAGGACAGGUGGGGGCCGUUUGAGGGAAAACUGAGGUUGGUCACCCUUGCAGACCAGACAUUAAGCUUAUUUGUCUCUUUGUCACAUUGGGAUUCCUGUGCAGUGGGUCUGCACACACACUGAAUGUCUAACAUGCUAAGAAGUGGUACUGAGGCAGAAGGCACUUUGUGCUUGGUGAAGGUUUACAGCAUGUGAAUGGAUCCCUCCAGACUGGUAUUUUUGCAGAUGUAUUCUGCAACAUGUCAUUGACACAAUAAUAGUGCAUUGAUGGUGGAUUUAUACUGGACUGCCCAGACAUCAUUCUGCUUUACUAGUUGUUCUGAGAUGCUUCCCCAAUCAACGUUGCUGCAUUAUUGCCACCUGGAGGGGCACUAUUGUGCAAUAAAAUCAGAACUAAAAAAAACCCCCAAAAUAUUUGUGGCAUUAAAUGUAGCAAGCUUUCUGCCGGAAGCUAUGGGGACAUGCACCAAUUGGAAAUAAAGCAGUAUGUCUGCCAUUUAAGUGCAAAAAGAAUUGAAAGUGAGAUCAUGUAGAACUGCUCCAAUAACAUAAUGACCACAAAUCAGGAAUGCAAUUCAUAAAUGCAUGAUAACAGGAUGCCUGGAAGGGCUAUAAGUCCUUCCACACAGCUACAUUCACCUAUUAUAAUUUAAAAUGUGUUUGUUGUCAAAUGCAAUGGGCAAUCCAAUCAAAUAUAUUUUCCAAAAAACUAAAACUUACAAUGAGGAGUGUCGGAAUCAUUUCUCAUAAAAAAGACAAAUGAAUUUAACUAGAGGCUGUGUGUGAGAGAUAACUGAAAGAGCUCAAAAUAAUUGGAGGUGUACGUUGGAUUGAGUCAACACAAAGUUGAUUAUAAUUUGCAAAUAAAAUGCAUCAAAGCCUUCAAGCAAAUAAAAUAUCUAUAUUUAAGAUGA
Lacerta agilis (Sand lizard) is the source of this 3140-nucleotide messenger RNA. It is a transcript of the gene PIGW, whose product is annotated as phosphatidylinositol glycan anchor biosynthesis class W. The record is from RefSeq and is a predicted model, not a curated record. The transcript has 3 exons. Lineage: Eukaryota; Metazoa; Chordata; Lepidosauria; Squamata; Lacertidae. Gene Ontology annotation, biological process: GPI anchor biosynthetic process; protein localization to plasma membrane. Gene Ontology annotation, molecular function: glucosaminyl-phosphatidylinositol O-acyltransferase activity. Bases 342 to 1853 code for a protein of 503 amino acids. Gene Ontology annotation, cellular component: endoplasmic reticulum; membrane.